Mesorhabditis spiculigera is the source of this 2262-nucleotide messenger RNA. Lineage: Eukaryota; Metazoa; Nematoda; Chromadorea; Rhabditida; Rhabditidae. The record is from the annotation of a GenBank genome assembly.
AUGAAGCCGAAAUUUUUGAUAAUUUUGGCGAUUCUGGGGGCUACUGCUCUCGGGAAACCGACAAAAGACGCUACCAAAGACGAGAAAAGCCGUGAAGAAGCCAAAGCGGGUAAAAAAGCUGAGGCUAAAGACGUCUGCGACAACUUCGUGCCUCUGGAUUACUGGUUCGAGGCCAAGGCGCUGAAAGGGGCUAGCAAGCCGGGAGCUGCCGCCAAACUACGAGCGAAAACGGCCGGAUGUCCAGUUGGCACAAAACUAGCCUGCCAAUUCAAGCCCGCACAAUGUGUCCUGGAGGAGAAGCCAAAAGCCCGAACCUUCCACGACUGGCAGAAGCAUUGUGAUAAGUUCAAGCUGUCACUUCCCGAAAUUGUGCCCUACGAGAUGGAGAUGACCGGGAAGAUCGUGAAGGAGAUUUAUGGUAACAAAAAGCUGAAGGGGCACGAAUGGAUUUGGCUAAAUGUGAAAGUUGUCGAAAAGGAGUCGGAAGCGAAGGCUCAGUGGCUCACCUCGAUGGAAACGUUCCCACAGGAGCUGACAGAAAUCGAUAAAAUCGAGCACCACCCAAAAUACAAGCCCGGAGAUUGCGUUGCCUAUCACGCCGAGGGUCAUUUUGUGCCCCUGGAUUGUAAGACGAAGCUGGUUUCUGCGUGCUUCAUGCCAUUGAAGACAACAAUGAUACCAAAGGGGAGCAAUGUAUCUCCAAAGCAUCCGCAUCACAAGGAGCACGACCACAAAGGGAAUCCGAAACAUUCCAGGGCGAAGCGCAACAGCGCGGUGGAUGGGAAGCUUUUCAAGGACUUUGAAAAUGAACAUGAACAAGAGGAAGAUGAGGAGAAAAAGCCUCAAAAUUCUGGAAAAACAGAGGAGAAACCGCAACCGGCUCCAAAAGUCGAUCAAAAUGAAGCGGUUUUGAACUCGGAGCAGAAGCCGAAACCGGAAGCAAAGAUGGAAACGAAAACAGAAAAAAACGAUGGUAAAGAAGAAUUAGAGGAGGAAGACGAACCCGUUGGAUUCGGGCUCAAAAAUGUUCCGGAAGUAUUGAGGCCAACAUUUAUCCCGGCUUUUGCGCAAAAUGAAGCAGCGAAAGAUGCAGAAUCAGGAGCUAAAAAUUUAAAGUUUGCCCCCGAUGAGGUGGAUGAGCUCGAAGAAGCAGCAAAAGCGGCCGCUUCUUCGACGCCGCAGAGUUCUCGAUCCCCUGCAGGCUCCACACCGGCUCCGGAGGCCCUGAAAACCAAGCUUCUGAUGACUACAGUCAAGCCUAGAAGCGGGAAAAAUCAGAAUCUCAGAAUGGAAAGACAGGGAGAUGAAAAUCUACCGGAGGAUCAUCAAGAGCGCGCAAUUGCAGGAGUUGGGCCGGAAACAGAACCGGAAAGCUCUCGAGGUCCGCUAAGAUCAUCAGAAGCUCCGGAAGCCUCAAAACCCAAGCUUCCGAUGACCUCCAUGCGGCCUAGCAGCGCCAGAAGCGGAAACCUUAGAAGCAUGGAAAGACCCGGCGAUGAGAGACCCGAGGAACAAGGCGGGAGAGCAAUUUCGGAAGAUGAACCAGAAAGAGGAGCGUCAAGUUCUCGAGUGCCGUUAAGCUCAACAGAAGCUUCGGAAGCUUCAAAGCUCAACCUCCCCAUGACCUCAGUGAAGCCUAGCGGCCUGCGAAGCGGAAACCUUAGAAGUAUGGAAAGACCCGGCGAUGAGAAUUUGCCCGAGGAUUAUGAAGGCAGAAUAAAACCUGAAAACACGGAUGCAUCGGAAAAAUCUUCAAACCCACAAAAACCUCCACAAGAAGGCAAGGACGACGAGAAAGAAGAGGAUGAGGACGUAAAAAAUCUAUUUGGGUUGGACGAUGACGACGUGGCUUCCAACUCUACCGGCGGCUCAAACUCUACCGUAAAUAGGGCUGCUGCGGAAUUCGAGCCCGAACCGAGUCGUGCGCCGAAGCAGCGGAAUGCUAGUUGGGAUGCGAUUGCUUUCGGUCGUGAGAAACAAAUUCCAUCAGCUUCCACUAUACUUUUGUCGACUCCGAAUCAGGUUACAACACCCAGAAAUGAUACCCAGGUCGUCGCGGGACCUCCAGCUUCCCAAAAUCAAUCGGAAACCAAGGAUGACACAUCGCAAAGACCUCUAGCUUUCGGUCCUGUCGGAGGAGCCCGGUUUUUCGACGCAAAAAAUUCGGAUGAAUUGUCAAAAAAAGACGCGACGACGGUCUCGAAGCGCACCGUGGUCAUCUGGGUGACGGGGAUACGAUAUGUGACGAAACCGCGGAGGGGC